UCGGCUAACUGUUAUCAUCACUCAUCACUAUCUCUUGAUUUUGAUUUAUCAACCAAAUAUCUCUCUUUCAUGCCUUUCUCUUCUACCAGGUUAUUGGUGGGUUUGCUAUUUUCAGUAAAGAUGAUCAAUCUUCUUCCUUGAUUAUGAUCAUGAAAAUGCAAUAAUACCCAUACCCCACAGCCAUAGAUUCAUUCAAUCAUUUGAUCUGAGUGUAUAUUCUUCAUCAAAAGGUCCCAUCACGAUUGAUUGGGAAAAAGAUCGAAAGCGAGAAAGAUGGAUUGUUAUCCGUAGGGUCUUAAUUGGUGUUUUUGAACUUCGAGUUUGCCAAAACUGUACAUUCGUUGGACACCAACCGCCACGCCAAUAAAUAGUUGCGUUGUGUGUAUUGAGGAAUAAGCGAAACCAAAUUUCAUAUUUUAAAAGGAAGAUUGAAGAGACCUAAAAAGGAAAAACAUGUGGAAGAUUUGUUUGGCAUUCUGAUGUUUCUACUAUAAGAUGAAGUAAAGGGAGGAUUUUGUUCACAUGCGAGAUCACGAACCGGGGAUUUGCCACGGUUUCUCGGCCACAAUUUCUGAAGUUUUAUAUAUCCCUUUGACGAGCCUGUUGACCCACUUGGCUUUCGAGUGGUGCAAUUAUUUGUUUCCUUUCAAGCAGUCGUUCAUGGUCACGCGUGACGUAAAGUAGGAACGAAGGCUUGUUUGGCACUGAAAUGAGAGGACCCUUUUCAGAUAGUAGCUAGAAGAGAACCACCAUGUUCCCUCGUCUUGAUUUUAGAGAUGUUCAAGAGAAGCUCUCCGCGCAGUUCAGACCUUGGGAACGCUCUUUUCAGUUCUGGGUCCGUGUUGCUGACAUCUACACUGGUUAUAAGGUUCUUCAGCUUCGGGUGAGGUUCGAGAAGGAUGUGGAGAAGCAGGAGGCAAUGUGGGAGAAUCAGCACGAACAUGCAGCUGAGAAGAUAUAUGCUAUGUGCUCCGAAAUGGGUGGUUUCUUCCUUAAGGUUGCUCAAGUUAUUGGGAAGCCGGAUUUGGCCCCAGCUGCAUGGGUGAAGAGGCUUGUUACACUGUGUGAUCGAGCACCAGCAACCCCUUUUGAUGUUGUUCAACACGUUGUGGAGAAAGAACUGCACAGAAGUCUUGGUGAAGUCUUUGAAACAUUUGACCCUGAACCUCUUGGUUCAGCUUCCAUUGCUCAGGUUCACAGAGCUAGGCUAAAGGGUGAAAAGAAUGAUGUUGUGGUCAAGGUUCAACAUCCAGGAACUGAGAAUCUAAUGAUGACAGAUAUCCGUAAUUUAAAAGCCUUUGCCUUGUGCAUUCAAAAGACAGAUAUCAAAUUCGAUCUAUAUUCUGUAGCAAAGGAAAUGGAGAAACAGAUCGGUUAUGAAUUUGACUUUGAGAGGGAGGCAAAUGCUAUUGAAAAGAUCCGACUUUUUCUAUGUAGAAACAACAAAAAGAGUCCUGUAUUGGUGCCACGCGUGAUGGGGAAUAUUGUUACCAGGAGGGUUCUGGUGAUGGAAUAUAUUGAUGGAAUCCCAAUCCUCAAUCUUGGCGAUGAAAUAGCAAAGAGAGGCAUAGAUGCUAGUGGCAAGAUUGCUUUAGCAGCAAAGCAGAAAAUUCUUACUAGUUUGACCCUGGCAUAUGGGCAAAUGAUUCUGAAGAGUGGUUUCUUCCAUGCAGAUCCUCAUCCAGGAAAUAUAUUGAUCUGUAAAGGCUCAGAGGUAGCAUUGCUUGAUUACGGGCAAGUGAAGGAUCUUCCUGACACGUUGAGGCUUGGUUAUGCUAAACUUGUUCUUGCUAUUGCAGAUGAUGACACCACAGGAGUCGCAGAAAGCUUCAGGGAGCUCGGUAUAGAUACUGUAAGCAAUUGCAAAAAUGUAAAAGAAGAACUAUUUAAGUUGUCACAGGUAAUGUUCGAUACGAGGUUACCUCCUGGAAAGGUGUUGAUGCAACCGUUCGAGGAGGACUCUUCGAUAAAGAAAGUUGGUGUUCAGUCGUUUCCGGAAGAACUUUUUUCCAUUCUUCGGACAAUCCAAAUCCUUAGAGGACUGAGUGUUGGACUUGGAAUCAAUUACUCGUGCACCAAACAAUGGCGACCCAUUGCAGAAGAAGCCUUGUUGGUUUCUGGUAGGCUAGAAGGUAGGAAGAUUGAUUCUACAACCCAUAAACGUGGACUCUUAAAGAGAUUGUUUUCGAGAUCAAGCUGAUUCGUUCGUGACAAGACAGGCGAUGGAUAUGAAUCAAUCUGGACGCAUCUGAUCGAUGACAGGUGCAUUGAGAGCUUCAAUAUUCGUUUAUGAAAUAAAUAUUCAAAUUCAUCUUCUUCGUUGAGUGUCAUUCUUUAACCACCACAAGCUCCUCCUCCAUGAUAGACUUUUCAAGCUGCUCCCAUUUUGGUAGUUUAUUCAUUUAUUUUUCUUUUUUAUCUGAGGGAUGAGUCAUGAUUUCCAUGUUUAUGAAAUCCAAAGGUAGAGAUUCAAUUUAUCAUCUGAUGUUGUUGUUCUUCACACAAGCCCAUGACUGAUUACUUCAAGUUGCAGUGCUCAAUAUGUUUGCCAAAUCUGUGGGGAAAUUACAGAGCUUGCAGCCUUUAUAUUUA
Molecule: messenger RNA, 2592 nt
Organism: Momordica charantia (bitter melon)
Lineage: Eukaryota; Viridiplantae; Streptophyta; Magnoliopsida; Cucurbitales; Cucurbitaceae
Biological process (GO): protein phosphorylation
Molecular function (GO): ATP binding; protein kinase activity
Source: RefSeq, a predicted model, not a curated record